AUGAGAUCAAUGGAUGGGAGAAUGGAAGACACAGUUCCAUUCGGAGCGAUGGUGUUGAUGGAGGCAUCCACCAUUGCUCUCACCAUCCUGGCCAAGACCGCUUUGACCGGAGGGAUGAGCCCUUUUGUCUUUGUCGUCUACACCAACGCCCUUGGCUCUCUCCUCCUCGUCCCUUACUCUUUCUUGUUCCACCAACACGAGAGAACCGAUCGAACAUUCUUCACGCUUAAUUUCAUUAUAUGUACGCUCCUUCUGGGUUUCACAGGCGUGUUUUUGUUCCAAAACUUGGCAUUUAUGGGGCUAAGUUACAGCUCUCCAAUUGUGGUAUGUGCAAUGGGAUUGCAGACACCUGCUUUGUCCUACUUGCUCUCUCUUGCUCUCGGGAAAGCGAAGUUGGAAUGGGAGAGAACAACAACACGAGGAAAAGUGAUAGGCACGUUGGUGUCGUUGACAGGAGCCAUGGUGGAAGUGAUUUACCUCGGACCUUACACAAGACCUUCUCCCUCCUCUUCUCCAAACUCUUUGCUUUCAAGACACUUGGUCUUCUUCAAGAACUCCGACAAUUGGGUUCUUGGUUGCUUUCUCCUUGCCUGCGCCUCUCUCUCUGUCUCCGCUUGGAAUUUCAUCCAGGUGGAUACAGUGAGGAAGUAUCCACAGGUGAUGAAAGUAGUGGCUGCUUACAGCUUAGCAGGGACAGUCCAAUGUUCAAUUUUCUCAGCAAUCAUGGAGUCUGACCUAAAUGCAUGGAAACUGAAGCCUAACAUGGACCUCAUGCUCAUCAUUGCCACAGGUAUCUUUGGGAGCAUAAUCAGGACAAGUGUUCAUGUGAAAUGUGCCAAAUUGAAGGGGCCUUAUUAUGUGCCAUUGUUCAAGCCAUUUGGUAUCCUUUGGGCUACCAUUUUUGGCACAAGUUUCUUUGUCAACAGUCUUCAUUAUGGAAGUGUGUUAGGAGCGACGGUAGCUGGGAUUGGAUACCUAAUGAUAAUGUGGGGACAAGUUCACGAGGAAGAAGACAAGAAUCAUAUGAAUCAGAAGGGUGAAAUCAUCAAUAAUACACAAGAGACUGUUCCUCUUCUGAGAGAAAACGACGCUGUCGAUGGUCAUGUCUAGAUCUCAAAAUAUCAUGCGGAGUGUGGAUUUGUUUUUUCAAUUUUUGUGCAUGGCUUCAUUACUAACCUUGCAUUAUCUAAUUUUUUCAAUUAAAAAAAAAUAGGAGUAUGGUUUUUGUGUUGUAUUUUUCCUUUAAUGUAUUAUGGA
Messenger RNA from Tarenaya hassleriana, 1257 nucleotides. RefSeq names its product WAT1-related protein At1g60050. Gene Ontology annotation, molecular function: transmembrane transporter activity. The coding region runs from base 1 to 1110 and encodes 369 amino acids. NCBI's taxonomy places the organism in Eukaryota, Viridiplantae, Streptophyta, Magnoliopsida, Brassicales, Cleomaceae. The record is from RefSeq and is a predicted model, not a curated record. The transcript is spliced from 7 exons. Gene Ontology annotation, cellular component: plasma membrane.